AAACCAUAGCAUUAAUUUCCUUUAAGCAAUUAAUAUAGAAUAUUAUGCAUAUAAAUAUGGACUAGCAGUGCAAUAAAGAUAUCAUAGCUGCAUACUUGGUUUAUACUUUGGUAUAAUUAAAGCAAUACAUUCUUAAAAAGAAACUCUUCGAUUGAUCAUGUCUAUCAUUUUUCUGCUUGUUGGUAUACUGUCCAUUGGACUACAAUUUACAGCUGUGGAAUCCAUAGGAGUUUGCUAUGGAAUGAUUGGAAAUAAUCUACCAUCAAGGCAAGAUGUUGUGAAUUUAUAUAAAUCAAGAGGCAUUAACCAAAUGCGUAUAUUCUUCCCAGACGAACCAGCCCUCCAAGCCCUUAGAGGUUCCAACAUAGAAUUGAUCCUUGAUGUGGCUAAGGAAACCCUUCCUUCUCUUAGAAAUGCAAAUGAAGCCACAAAUUGGGUCAACAAAUAUGUGAGACCCUAUGCUCAAAAUGUAAAAAUCAAGUACAUCAGUGUUGGAAAUGAAAUUAAACCUAAUGACAAUGAGGCCCAAUACAUUCUCCCUGCCAUGCAAAACAUUCAAAAUGCAAUUUCAUCUGCAAAUUUACAAGGCCAAAUCAAGGUCUCAACAGCAAUAGACAUGACUUUGAUUGGUAAGUCAUUUCCACCCAAUGAUGGUGUUUUCAGUGACCAAGCAAAACCAUAUAUACAACCAAUAAUAAACUUCCUAAACAACAAUGGAGCACCACUUCUUGCUAAUGUGUAUCCGUACUUCGCUUAUAUUGGUGAUAAGGUAAACAUUCCUCUUGACUAUGCUCUUUUUAGACAACAAGGAAACAAUGCAGUUGGUUACCAAAACCUCUUUGAUGCCCAAUUAGACUCAGUAUACGCCGCUCUUGAAAAAGUUGGCGCUUCCGGUGUUAAGAUAGUUGUGUCUGAGAGUGGGUGGCCAUCUGCUGCUGGAGAUAGUGCCUCAACUGACAAUGCUGCCACAUAUUAUCGUAAUUUGAUCAAUCACGUCAAGAAUGGGACUCCUAAGAGACCCGGAGCAAUUGAGACUUACUUGUUUGCCAUGUUUGAUGAAAAUCAGAAGACUGGUGCAGCAACUGAACAACAUUUUGGUCUCUUUAAUCCUGACAAAUCACCUAAAUAUCAAAUAAGCUUCAAUUGAAUAAAUUGAUAAUCUAAGAAUGAUAUGCAAUAGCUAAAUAUUGUUCACUACAAAUAAUUGUGCCAUGUGUGCACAGGUUGUUUCCAUCUUUCUGUGUAUGUAAUGAAUUAAGUAAAGGUUAGGAGGUUGGACAAUCUUUAAUGUCAUUUAAGUACAUUUGAAUUGAAAUUUUCGGUGUCAUGAAGGGAAAUCGAAGAAAAGGGAAAUCCUCUUCUAUAUAUAAGUAAAAUAUUUUAUCUGGUUCAUUGCUUAAGAUCAUAGUUCGUCCGAGUUGUUGUUCACGAAGUCAAUAUGUAGUAUUGUUUAUAUCAUUCCAUAUAUAUAUGAUCAAGUUCAAA
Medicago truncatula (barrel medic) is the source of this 1485-nucleotide messenger RNA. RefSeq names its product glucan endo-1,3-beta-glucosidase. The record is from RefSeq and is a predicted model, not a curated record. Gene Ontology annotation, biological process: carbohydrate metabolic process. NCBI's taxonomy places the organism in Eukaryota, Viridiplantae, Streptophyta, Magnoliopsida, Fabales, Fabaceae. The transcript is spliced from 2 exons. The coding region runs from base 158 to 1147 and encodes 329 amino acids. Gene Ontology annotation, molecular function: hydrolase activity, hydrolyzing O-glycosyl compounds.